Molecule: messenger RNA, 3147 nt
Organism: Giardia duodenalis
Lineage: Eukaryota; Fornicata; Diplomonadida; Hexamitidae
Product: Coatomer beta subunit
Exons: 1
Coding region: 1-3147 (1048 amino acids)
Biological process (GO): intracellular protein transport; endoplasmic reticulum to Golgi vesicle-mediated transport; intra-Golgi vesicle-mediated transport
Cellular component (GO): cytoplasm; COPI vesicle coat
Molecular function (GO): structural molecule activity
Source: RefSeq, a predicted model, not a curated record
AUGGAGCCAACCGUAGCGAUUAAGCCGGAGGCAGCGGUUGUCUGCACAAAGAGUCUUGAGUCCAUCUUUACACGUAGUGACCCCAAAGAGAUGUGCGAGGCACUGCAGACAGCGAUUCAACUGGCGUCAAACAAACAGAGUAUUGAUCAUCUGGUCCUUCCCGUGAUCAAGCACGCCAGCACCUCAACCGACCAUAGACUGAAAAAGCUCCUCCACAUCUUCUGGCCGCUUGUUGAGUGCUAUCAUGGAGGUCAGCUGAAAUCUCACAUUAUACUGAUGUCGAACUCCAUUCUUCACGACCUCAAAAGCCCCAAUGAAAUGAUCCUCUGCUCAGCACUUCGCUGCAUCCUUCACUUGCAAGUCAUCGAGGUUAUAUCUAACAUCAUCACUGGGGUCCCGCCACUAUUGUCUCACCCCGACCAUAGAGUUCGCUGCGCCGCAGUUGCCGCUAUUCAUUCUGUUCGUGCGCGCUAUGGUGACAUUAUUUCGCUUGGAGACGUAUAUACACGCCUAGCAGAAGAGGAGAACGUUGCGGUCUUGCGCCGUCUUGUCUUCCUUCUUGCGGAUCUAGACCCAGAAAAUGGUGCUCUUCACGUACUCAAACUCCUGAGGCGCAUGGGUGUUGCCGACGUCUCUGACUUUUUAUAUGAUGUGCUCCCCCAACUAGUUAAAGGGAUGCAGGGCGAUAAAAUAGGGUUUCUGGAGACUGUGCUCUCUGUCACAAAGAAGUCGAUUGCACAAUUUGAUUCACGUGUACAAUAUUCAGCGGGCCUUGGCCUUUGGGCUAUUGUAGUUCUUUAUCCAACAAUUAGCUUCCAAGGCCUAAAUAAGGGCCAAUCAGAGGGGAAUUGCAGUGAAAUUACGCGAGAGGAUAUUGCUGUGAUGGCAGUUCAGUCUCUCCUGCACGCCAGUAGAACCAUUGACGAUGCUUGCAUGAUAACAAUACUUGAUAUUAUUAGGGAAGCCGUUUCGCUGUUUGCACAGGCCUUCAUGAAUCACAGCAUUAUUAGCAAUAUCACCUUCUCCCUUUGCUCCAGCCAUAUGUCUGAUGCUGCCCGAUCCCGUCUUCUGGGACUCAAACUCUUCAGCACACUUGCUCAUAUAGGUUCUGCCCGCCAGCUUCUAGAAACAUUUAUUUUGUCCCCCUUUAUAACUACAAGCUGUAUUACUGUGCUGUAUGAAUCUGUAUCAGAGAUAUUCAGUAUUGUAUCUAGCUUGAAGACCUCUGAAGAACUUAUGGAACUGGGAGCUACUCCUUUUGUGCUUACCGAGUUGGUUCAUAAAGUUACCACAUAUUCUCCGGCCUAUACAACCCUUGCCAAGACAAACGCUGAGUACAAGCGUGGGCUGUGGACCGAUACUUGUUGCGAUGUUGUAAAGGUGCUGAUGUGCAUCUUAAAGGGUAUUGUGACCACUGACAGUCCACCUUCUGUUGCAGCGCUAGAGACAGGGCAGUUGUGCAUGAGACUUCUCCUGUACCUGGUGCUCUGCAACAAAGGUCCAAAUGGUAGAUGGAACCCAGAGGUAUCUCAAGCAGCAAUUGUGGCUGUUGGAGACAUCUCACCGAUGCUUGUGCUUCUUCUUGUUUGCUAUUUCUUGAAAAUUGCAUUUAAGACAUCUUCCGAAGAGAAGGAUCUAAACUACGACUUCUCUACGCAGUACUUGGGGAUGUCCCCCCUGGCAUUUUUGCCCACUGCCGUAGCAGAGGCAUCAAAGGGCUCCGUUGAUCCUAGAACCCUUUGUGGACUUGCAACUAAAGAGAUGUACGAUGCCCAGGAUUCACUUAUCAUUGCCGUCUCUUGCAGGUACCUUCUUGCAGGUAUUGAUGCCUGCGUCAAAACAGGUCUUUACACAAGGGAAGGUAUAUCUGGCCUGCUGUUAGUUGGCAUUGCAAAAUACUACAAAGUCAUCGAAAAAAAUACUGCAGUGUGCAGCAGCGACCUCUGCUUUAUUAACUUGCAGAUGAAGCGUAUCGUGAACCAUUGCAAAGGAGAAGUUGACGGCAAGGACUUUUCGGAAAAUAAAACAAGUUAUAAUCACUCGGCGCAUCAUUCAACGCACACAUUAGGCUCUUCAGCUGCGUCUCCUAGACUUGUCUCGUCACUAUCUCACGCCAUAUCUGGUGUGCAAUUCAGUAUCUUAGGCACCUCGGUUGAAAGACCGACUAUUACACAGGAGACAGCUAUUCUGACGCGCAGCUUUGGGUCUGACGACUUGUAUAACACUCUAGUCGAACUAGCUGUGCCCCAAUCUUCUGAAAAAGGAUCUUCUCUCGCCACUGUCUUUACUAAGGACACAGAUUUUUCGCUAUACACUCCCAGUCAGAGUGCAUCAUGCAAUGCCAUUAGUAUUGAUUCAGCUGGGAAAAUAUAUAGUAGUGGAUCGCUCGGGAAUGUGGUCCAGCUUUCAGGAGACUCUGAGCGAAUCUACGCCGAGGCUAUCAUUCAGGUCUCUCCCUCCUUGAUAGCUCUAGAGGUACUCUUCAUUAAUAGAACUAAUGAGUCUGCACAGGAUGUCACAUUGGAACUGUUUGCAAGUCCCUCUCUCCGGGUGCCUCAUACAGCCAAUAAAGUAGUCAAUCUAGAACCCUACGGAUUUGCAAGGGACAAGUACAUCCUCUACGUAGACAACUGUGAAGCUGGGGUUAUUUAUGGAAAUAUAACGGCGAAAUUCACCCAGGAGAAGCAGAAAAACGAGUCAAGGACACACGAAGUCAUUCACCGCACUAAGGAGAUUGAUAUCAAUAUUCGAUCAUUCCUUACCCCCUAUUCUCUAAGAGACAGAGAGUUCUGCCGUCUAUGGUCCAUAUUUGAUUGGGAGUAUAAGGUUGCAGUGUCAACAUUAGCUCCACCGGAGGGGGUCGCGUUAAUGGUUAAGGCAAGCCUCAAUGCGUUCGUUCUUCCGGAAGAAGAGGCUCUCUUACUGAGAGGCUUGUCUGAUACUUCUAUUUGUGACAAAAAGUUAAGAACAUACUGUUGCAACUUUGCAACUCAAUCCAGGGGGACCGUCGUCCUUUUCAAUCUCAGCCUCGAGGUCUUCUGCGGUCCCGAUGGUUCGCUAACAUCAGGAAGCCUUCGGCUUCGUAGUCCGUCAAAAUUCCUUGCACAAUCUAUUUCAUCUUACCUUUCAUCCACGCUUGUCUUUUGA